AUGUCCACUUCACGGCAGAAGCAAAAUGAACACCUGACACUAGUCACUGACUCCAUAGGUAGCCCCCCUGCCUGGUACUCGCGCACCGCGUUUCUAGUGACGGUUCGAGUCGCACAAUUCGUCUCAAGCAUCACGGCGGUAGGUCUGCUAGCUACCCUUUUUGACACCGGCUAUGGCCGCAGUUUUGAGCUCGCGGUUUCCGUCAUCUCGUCCGUGUAUCUGAUUGUAAUUGCUUCCGCACCACUGCCGCUCAAUAUAUACUCUCUGAUUGCGGUGUUUGUAUUCGAAACUGCCAUAUUUGCACUAUGGGUAGCGGCAAGUGCCACUCUUGGCGACGGCUACGGCAACUAUACCUGUACAUCCAAAGCACGACAAGGUGGCGGUGCUCCGUACUCCGGCUUUUGGUCAGAUUAUUACCGUUCCUUAUUUUUGAAACAGUGUAAGGUGGGCAAGGCGUCGAUAGCAAUUGCAGCGCUUUCGGCGUUCCUCUCACUUUGUGCAUUUGUUCUACUGUGCGUGAAUGUCUUGAUGCCCUUGAAAGCAGUUUCUGUUGGCCAAAUGAAUGCAGAGGAUAAUCGUGCACACCUGUCUCGUUUCACUGCUUUGGCCUUCAUAAAAAGUCCUCCCUUGGUUGGAGACAUCGAAAGAGCCUGUCCCGUGGAAGCUGAGGUCGCCGAACCCGUUGUUCUUGUGGACGCUCAGGACGCCGAACCGGUUCUUCCUGUGAACGCCUAG
This is a messenger RNA of Lachancea lanzarotensis, 735 nucleotides long. Its product is annotated as LALA0S06e00100g1_1. The transcript has a single exon. The coding region runs from base 1 to 735 and encodes 244 amino acids. Lineage: Eukaryota; Fungi; Ascomycota; Saccharomycetes; Saccharomycetales; Saccharomycetaceae. The record is from RefSeq and is a predicted model, not a curated record.